Molecule: messenger RNA, 357 nt
Organism: Striga asiatica
Lineage: Eukaryota; Viridiplantae; Streptophyta; Magnoliopsida; Lamiales; Orobanchaceae
Source: the annotation of a GenBank genome assembly
AUGGGCCAAGAAAGAGUGGAAGAAAGAAAAAUGGGCCCUGAAUUCGAUGAGAAGAAGAAAGUGGGCUUUCCUUACGACAUGUCAGAAGAGGAACUUGCAAAGGAAAGCAUGGAGUCUGUGCAAUCAUGGAUAUCUAAACACAAGCUAACCAGUAUUGGCACAUUAUGGGCUGCAGCAAUUGGAGCUUCAAUGACUUACUCAGGUGCAAGAACCACAUUUAAGCCAAGCCUCAGGCUCAUUCAUGCCAGGAUGCACGCACAGGCCCUGACUCUAGCGGUGCUCUCCGGUGCAGCUGCCUACCAUUACUAUGAGAAACGUGCUGAAGUAAAUGCGACAUUGGCUAAACUGGCCGAGUAA